UCCUCCCCUGCUGAGACGUGUGGGCCCACCCGCCCUUUCAGCCAAUCAGAAUCGUCCAGCGCAAGCUGACCCAAGUCGAUCAUUCAAGCCAUGGCCUCCAAUCACGUGCCCAGUGACCAAGUGCCUCUGCAGGGUCAGAACAUCUAUACGGACCCGUCCUAUCCCAACUUCUUCCCCAAUAAUGUCGAGCGCUAUGGCACCCCGUCUUGGGAAGCACAGCUGCAUCAGAAUGCCGCCCUGACAUCAGGCACAACCACCCAAGCUUGGCACGGCUCAUAUCCCCAGCAAGCCUUCAGCCCGCAGCCAUACGGAGGGCAGCCACAAGCCUUCCGAACUGCAUCGCCAUAUCAGUAUGGCCAGUUCAACCAACACAGUCCAGCAGGCACCUUCAGUCAUGCCCCUGCUGUGGAUCCGGCUCUGGCACUCAACCCAAACGGUUUACAACAGCAACAGCAGCAGCAGCAGCAGCAGCAGCAACAACAACAACAGUCUCCGUACCAGAUGCCCGUACGGAACGUUACACCUUCGACUCAGGCUGGUACCGUGACCCCACAAGCACUCCAGCAGAACACGACGACACUUCAAAAUGCACGUGCUUCAGCGUCCCCUUUCCAAGUGCCGAAGAGUACCGCCGAGCAAUUCGCCCAACAAGCCAUGCCCUCAGCUUCUGCGAGGCCAGUCCGGAACCCAGCAUAUGAGAUUCCCAAAGGCAAAAAGUCAGGCGGGCUCUACGUCAUCGACACACUCGCACUCGCAAAGGCCACGAACUCAAUCGCUCUCAACAAACUCGUGACGCUUGGCACAGAACCCAUCCAGCUAGCUACAAAUAGAACUGCACUACCACUGUACACAGCACGACAGUCUAUUAAGGAGCUGAAAAAGAUCGGAGCUGACAACAAGAAGCUUCUUGCUAAGCUGUCUUCUUCAAAGUCGUCGCUCUCAAGAGCGAUCAGGUUCAGCAAAACCAGUGCUAGCGGUACCGGAAGCCUGAAGCGGGAUGUCAGUGACAGCGAGAGUUACACCGAGUCCUCGGAUGACGACAGUGAAUAUAGCGAUUCUGAAGACGAAGAAGAAUCACCGCUGCCAGUCUCAAGGCCUGAUGAUGACCCCCACAAGGCCGUCUGCUACGAUGUCAUCAAGGCAUCUUGGUUCCCGCGCAGGUCUGCCUUGAAUUCAGAAAAGAUCAAGUCUAGCAUGCGCGAUCUAUGGGAUGUGCUGAAUACUAUACAGAAACGCUGGCGGACUGAUAGUAAGGCAGUUGCUGAAGCGGAGGAGGCGAAGAAGAUGGGCGAGCUACCCACAUUGAAAAGUCGUGUCACAAGUCAACGAGACUUGCUGCAGACUGCUCUGAAGGCUGCGCUUGAUCAUGCACAUCCCGAUGUUCUGUAUCAUUUGGGUCAGGUGAAGCCAUUCUUGUAUCUCUGCUAUCAGUUCUUGGCGAACCGUUUCAAGGCUAAGGAUUAUGACGGGCCACUCCCUGCGGCCAUCUAUGAGGUCCUGGCGCGGUGUGGUACCCUUACAACGGAGCUCAUCGAAGAGACUAAAGUGUCCAAAGCCUUGGUUUCCAUGAAAAAGCAGGCAAAUGACAAGAACAAAGCUUUCAUACAACAAAUUGUUGAAGCCGCCGCGGCGGGGUCCAAGAAGGCCAAAGUAAACUCUCCACCUGCAGCUGAGACACAUGAGGCUAAGGCUGCAAAGCGGCCUGCAGCAGAGGCAGCCACGGCCGCCACAGGUGAAGGUCCUUCUGUCAAGAAACCCAAGCCGGUUGAGCCCUCUGCUCCGUUGGCCAGGAAAGACACUAGCGCAGGAGCCACAAAACUCGCUGCGAUGUCUUCGAAUACUUCUGCGCUGAAGCGACCCGGGGAGAAACCUAUAGGUGCGCCCGCGCCUGUCAGGGCCCGUGUCAAUCCGGCCGCGAACAAGUCGUCGAGCAUAUUUGCCUCCCUCACUGCUGCCGCUAAGAAGCCGACGACAACGGCCACUGCUCAAAUGGCCAUGAGGCCGACUGCACAGUCUAAAGCCACGGCAACAGCAGGCAAAGAUAAGAAGCCGGUUGCGGCAGCAGCUAAACCGUCGGGCUUCUCAUUUGCAUCAACGAUGGCGGCACUUACGAAACCCAAAGAGCCAGAGGCAGCACCUACCAGGACAGAAAAAGACGAUCCGAACGAAACACCUGCGCAGAAAGCAAAACGUGUCAGGAAGGAGUCUCGGCGCCAUUUGCGUGUUACAUUCCGCCCGGAUGCUUCGCUGGUCGCGAUCAAGUAUUUCAGUCACGAUCCCGAGGAAGAGCUGGGUCACGAGGAAAACUUUACUCGCGACGCUGGCGAUCUUGGAGGUGAAGGCCAUAUGUUCAAACAGCACAAGGAGCUCGAAGAGGAUGACGACGAUGAAGACGAUGAAACCGAGUAUCGACCUUGGUCGGAGCCGUCUCAGGUUGACUUCAGUGUGAUCGAUGCUGAUGAGCGUAAUCGCAAUUACGUGCCAUAUGGUGGAGGUGAGAAGGUGCCGAGUUGCCCCGAGAAAGAGGCGAAUGUGCGACGCGAGAACGACAUACUCAUGGUAUUCUACACAAGUCCUGCUGAUAUCCCGCCAUCACCGCAUGAGCCUCCGGAACAGUCCGAGGAUGAGACAACAGCGGUAACAAUGUUUGGUAGUCCCCCCGACAAGUGUCUGGAGCGAGCCCCGAAGGCUGCAGCACCUGCAACGACACCCACGCUCGACUUCAGCAGCCUCGAAAGUAUCGUUGCUCAAUUCGCCAACCAAAAUCAACCUGCUGCACCUGCACCUGCAGUGGUGCCGGCGGCAUACCUACCACCAGCACCAACUGCUGCUCCAGCUGUGGAUCUUGCGAGUCUGCUUGCUUCUCUCCAACAACAUCAACCUCCUGCUAUGCCUGCUCCACCUGCAGCAGCAGUGCCCGCGCAGUUCCCAGCGCUUCCAGCUGGAGUCCCUCCUCCACCGCCCGGCGCACCCCCAGCCGAGUUGGCGGCCUUCAUGGCGGCCAUGCAGGGGCAGGCGGGCGCUGGUGCAAUGCCACCAAUGCCGCCUGGAUUUCCUCCCAUGGGAUUUCCUGGGGCGCCUUUUGCAUUCCCGCCGCAGGCUCCCCAGGCGGAGGCGACUGCAUAUCAGGCACAAACACAAGCACAGGACCAAUACUAUCCGCAAGACUACCAGCAAAGUAACGGUGGAACGAAGCGAGCGCGCGAGGAAGGAGUCAACAGUGAGCGCGGCGGGCAAGGCAAGAAGCACAAGGUUGGAGGGAAGCCUCACAAAGUGCUUGCAUGCAAGUUUUUCCAGAAGGGGGCUUGCAAUAAGGGAGAGAACUGCACAUACAUCCAUGAUGUCAACAUGUAGAUGUGCACGAGGAAUCGACUAGCAUGGGUGGGUCGCAUAGGCGCGGUGUUUGAUUUUCAGCAGAGGCUGUAUUAUACCCCAUUUGGCUUUGGCCAUGUUACGUACAUGUAUGCAUUACGGCGGACGGCGUGUCUGGGACGGACGGGACUGAUGCAUUUGCGGCGUUUCCAUUCAGCAUUUACGCGGAGGAGCAGAGCGUGAUACACCGAGAAGGAAGGGAGGAGCAUGGGCAGCUCCAGACAAACUUGUCUGAGACGCAUAGUUAAAUACUAUAAUCUACAUAUUUCCACG
Messenger RNA from Boeremia exigua, 3645 nucleotides. RefSeq lists its product as uncharacterized. Gene Ontology annotation, molecular function: metal ion binding. Bases 91 to 3354 code for a protein of 1087 amino acids. The transcript is spliced from 3 exons. The record is from RefSeq and is a predicted model, not a curated record. Lineage: Eukaryota; Fungi; Ascomycota; Dothideomycetes; Pleosporales; Didymellaceae.